GUCUAGGGGGUGAGAGAGGAGAGAGAGAGAGAGAGAGCUUGAGGAGGAGGAGGCAGUUGGCACGUAGAGAAGCCACUCGUCCUGUUGGGGAAAUUUGAAGGAAGUUUGUCUGGGCUCCGGCCCAAGGAGCAGAGGGAGAGAAAGAGGGAGCGUGGCGGAAAACAUGCUGCCGGUGUGCUAAACGGCGGUCAGGGAAGCAAGGACGGCGCGCAAGGGAUGCUCGUGAAGAGACGGCACGCCACCGCCGAGCACUGAAGGGCGGGCACCUCGCGCCGCCUUGCCACCCCCACCUCCAGCCCAGAAAGCAGCAAGUUUGAACGGCGGGUUCCUUGGAUUUCGGCGGUGGCGUAGCGUACCAGCCAUCCAAGGACCGCAGCCCUUGUUUCGGAUGAGAGCCCCCCGGUUGCCUCCUUUCGGCCCCUAGGGCCUACUCCCAUGAGGUCGAAGCGUCAGCCUCUAGCUGUUUGUUUUCCCAGGCUCAGCUCGGACCGAGCGGGACUGCCGACGGGAGGAGAAUGAAAGAAGAGGACCUUCCUGGAGAAGACGACGAAAUGCCUUCCUUCAGAUAUAGACCAAAUGGCCGGAUGAGGACCAACUGCAGCCAGUGUGAGAAAAACCUAACUCUACAGACAUCUGUGAAAGUGUUGUAUGUCUUUGUUGUCUUGCUGGUAAUGGCAGUGGUGGUGCUGGCAGCUUUAGUUUUCAAGAAAGUGGGAUCAAUAGCUGAUAAAUUUAACUCAACUCAGACAUAUUAUGAAAAGACGAUUGUGUCAGUGCAAAAGAAUCUUCAGGAACUAGAUCAGAAAUCAAUGGACAACAGCUCUUUGUGUCAUGACACAGGGCAACUUGGACAGGAGAUUAGCAAAUUGCAAAAAGAGCUGGAGGAGAUUCAGAAGAAGCUCUUGGCCCAAGAUGUAUUACUUGAUCGAGCUGGACAAGCCCAUCAGCAGCUUUCAUCUUCCAGCAGCAAGAUCACUGAUGAAGUGGAUAGAUGUUUCUCUGCUGUUCAGCAAGCCAACCAGAGUUUGAGCCUCUUUCUGGCUCAAGUGAUGGGCUGGCAGGCUUCCACUUCUCAGCUAGGCAGCUCACUCAAGGAGCUAACACAAGAACAUUUUGAUGUUGAAAUUGCUAUGCAGCAAAUAAACUUUACCAGUAGGCAGACCUCAGACUGGAUCCAGAUCAUCCAAAGGAAGACAAAUGAGGAGACCCUGACACUACAGAAGAUUGUGACUGAGUGGCAGAACUACACCCGCCUGUUUGGCAGCUUGAGGGCCACCUCUUCCAAAACAGCUGACCUGGUCAAGAAUGUUCAAACUAAUUUAGGUAUUGCCUCGCAAAGGAUCAGCCAGAACUCAGAGAGUAUGCAUGAACUCAUACUCCAAGUAACAAGUUUACAGUUGCAGCUGGACAAUAUCUCCUCUUUCUUGGAUGACCAUGAGGAGAACAUGCAUGACUUUCAGUACCAUACUCAAUACAUGCAAAACCGGACAGCUGAGCACUUUCAGACUUUAGAAGGCCGUAUGUCAUCCCAUGAGAUUGAGAUCAGCACAAUCUUUACCAACAUCAAUGCCACUGAUAACCAUGUCCACAGCAUGCUCAAGUACCUGGAUGAUGUGCGACUCUCUUGCACACUGGGCUUCCACACACAUGCUGAAGAGCUUUACUACCUGAACAAAUCAGUCAGCCUCAUGAUAAGCACCACAGAUCUUCUGCGAGAACAUUUUAGCCUGCUCAAUGCCCAGUUAAACUUUAACAUUCGCAACCUUUCAAUGGUCAUGGAAGAGAUGAAAGCUGUUGAUAUCCAUCAUGGGGAGAUCCUGAGGAACAUCACCAUUAUACAAGGUGUUCCUGGCCCUCCUGGCCCCAGGGGAUUCAGAGGAGAUCUUGGCAUUAAAGGGCCACCUGGAAGCAGAGGAGUAAAGGGUGACAUGGGGAGUCUGGGCCUUCCUGGGCCAAAAGGCUCCUUGGGCCCUCCCGGACCUCCUGGACCUCAAGGCGAGAGAGGCACUGUGGGCACCAAAGGCCCCACUGGAUUCAAAGGAAGCAAGGGUAGCUUUGGACAAGGAGGUUCCAAGGGGCGGGCAGGCCCCAAAGGGGACCCUGGAUCUCCAGGGCCUGAGGGGGCCAUUGGUCCACCUGGCCCAUCUGGCCCACAGGGGAAACCAGGCAUCCCAGGCAAACUCGGGCCCCCUGGUCCUUUAGGGCCAAAGGGCCGAAAAGGAGAUCCUGGUUUACGAGGUUCACGUGGAUUUCCAGGCCCUCCAGGCCCCCCAGGAUUGUAAAAACUCCCUUUUCCCUCCCAAAAAAAGUUUUAAUGUGGACAACUGGAAAAAAAAACUCUUCACUGCAGAUACCUAUCUACCCAGGAAGGCAUCAAGAUAAUGGGGAAUGGAUGGUGUCAUUUAUUCUGGACUGUCAAGCUCUGUUUCCAGCAGCUAGGGGGUAGUUUGAAAAAUUGCUUCAAGUCACUGAAUUUCCUUAAUUUUGGGAACUCCAAAGGUAAAGAAUUGCAGGUCCCACCACCUCAAGCACCUUCUUCAUCUCUCCGUUAACAUAGUGAAUCAAUCAGUCAAGGUUGGCAUUUGAAAGAUCACCUUUUGAUAAUGGCCUUCUCUGCUAUUAUUGCCCUUUUUAACGGAAACAUUAUGAUUUUUAUAUGCUCAGGUGCCAAUAUGAGAAUAUGUCUGUCUGUCUGUAUGUGUGUGUACCCACACAAACACAGAGAGAGAGAGAGAGAGAGAGAGACCCAUUCUCUAUAUGCCACUGCUCUGACCUUACAGAGCCUGACAUACGGAUUAGCAGCUGGGGAAACUUCCUUUCUUUUUCUUAGUCCCGCAGCAAGUGACACAUCCCCAAUGUCCUGUGAUGGCUGCCAAUGGCUAAGGAAGACCUCAAAACAGAACAAGUUACUGAACUAUGCAGUAUUCAUGAGAGCAGAGACCUAUCCCCACUGCUGUCAGAUGAGCACCAUAAAGGGUGGGCUAUACACAGCACAAUGGCCCAGCUCAGGUUUGCAGUCAGAAAUACCGUCUGACCUCAGCUCUCCAGCCAGAAGACAGAAAAAUUGGGAAAAAUCUCCCACAUUGUAAAAAAUAAAUAAAUAGACUAGAAAGCUGGGAGAAAACCUCCCAUAUUGUAAAAACAAAAAUGCUAAAUGGACUAGAUAACACAAGAUUAGGUGGAUCAAAGAACUAAAUAAAAUAGGAUAAGGCUUGUCACAGCUUAUAGAUUUUCGAUAGUUAGGUUGUGAUCUUUAAGAUGGUGUGAUAAUGGCUGAAACUGUGUUCUAUUAGAGCAGAUUUUUUUGUACAUGAUCUAGCCAAAUAUUGCAUGCUCUAACCAGAAGUGGAUCUACACACAAAGAUUAGUCUUUUCCAUUACAUGCUACCUGAUUCAUUACUCAAAUAAGGAAGGGUACAAUUUUUAUUCUGUCGAAGGAUGUGUACGAAGUUGAAAUGAACUAUGCUUAGGGCCCUAUUGUCUCUUUCUGGCAUUCCUUUGUCUCUAAUUUGAUAAUUCUCUUUCUAACUUCCUCUUCUCCCAUAUAAUGAGCAGGAUAGAUUGCUCUUGCAAAGGGCUUCUUAAAUGGGCUUCUUGAAUUAGACUGAAUCCUCUGAAAUUAAAUUGAGGGCUACAUAUGAUCCUGGGGCUGCUGGUUGCCUGUUCAUGUUUUUACUAAAGAUGUCAAAAAUUGCAUUUGGGAUCUUCUGCUUUCCGAAGAGAUCAUCUGCUAAACUGGAUCAUGUGCUACCCCAAAGCCAGUAGCCCUAGCCUUAUAGGAGGCUUCUAAAUUCCAUCUGAACCUCCAGAUGGAUCCACAGAGCAGAUACAAGACCACAUUUGUAUGGCCUCUUUCUAUAAUGAUAAGUAAUACAUUUGGAGCUUCAAACAGUGAGUAGUUUCCCUCUCCCAGGAAAUAUGGAUGAGAAGGGAUAAUAAAACUGGCUGAAAGUGAGUUGGAUGUACUGUAAUUUUAGCCAUUUAGCAAACCUGUAUAUUCCAGAUAGUUAUAUACAGCAUCCUCGUAUGAUAUGUGGAUCUCACUGCAAAAGCCUCUGAGGUGCACCUUUGGAUUGUACUCACUGACACUGAAAUAUGGUUACCUCAUGUGGCCUAGAGCUGGUCCCACCCUCUCAGUGCUUGGCUAUUAGCAAAGUAAGUAGGUGGAGCAAUCACUGGUAAUUAAAAUACAUGGUUUGCAUGUAUAUGGACCUAAAUUCAGUCUCUAAUAUCUCCAUAGAGAGUUAAAGCUCUGGAGAGAGAUUACCUGUUAAUAUAGCCCAGUUGGGUGGCUCUAGAAAUGGAAUAAAUAAAUAAAAAUUAGCCAUGCUAAAAGAAUAAAUAGGCUGACUCAAUCAAUAGCAACUUCCUAUCUUCAUGUUACACAGUUGCCAUGCUUUUUGUAUAUAUGGGUGUGUGCAUGUGCAAGUGUGUUCAUAAGCGAUAUUGGCUCAUAUGAUUGUGCAUUCAUUUCAUAGUACAACUAGAUUGUGUCACUGAUCUUUUCAUCUGUAACUCUCUUACACAAGUAUAACUGCUAAACAUAUACAUCCAAAACAAUAAAAAAGUAAUGUAAAGGUGAGAUGAAA
Molecule: messenger RNA, 4589 nt
Organism: Crotalus tigris (Tiger rattlesnake)
Lineage: Eukaryota; Metazoa; Chordata; Lepidosauria; Squamata; Viperidae
Gene: SCARA3
Product: scavenger receptor class A member 3
Exons: 6
Coding region: 516-2282 (588 amino acids)
Source: RefSeq, a predicted model, not a curated record